Messenger RNA from Corticium candelabrum, 8817 nucleotides. RefSeq names its product protocadherin Fat 4-like. The record is from RefSeq and is a predicted model, not a curated record. Gene Ontology annotation, cellular component: plasma membrane. Gene Ontology annotation, biological process: homophilic cell-cell adhesion. Gene Ontology annotation, molecular function: calcium ion binding. The transcript is spliced from 2 exons. The coding region runs from base 1 to 8817 and encodes 2938 amino acids. Lineage: Eukaryota; Metazoa; Porifera; Homoscleromorpha; Homosclerophorida; Plakinidae.
AUGGCGAAACGCAUGCGUUUCACAGCUCUUUGGCUGACAACUGUCACUUUUUGUGUCUGGUGUAUUACGCGGGCACGAGCUGUUGUCGCCGCGACAGUCGUUAAUGUUAAAGAGAAUACAUCGCCUGGAGUCUUAGUGGCGGAUAUAAGUUUGCCUCAAGGUUUGACUGCUUGGAUGUACGAGUUGAACGACGACGGGUCGAUUUACACACAGCUUGUAAACGCACACUUUGAGGUCGAUGUGUCCAGUGGAGUCGUGCGUACUCGUGCGUCUUUGGAUUUUGAAGACGUAACGAAACGAACGUGGAGAGUUGUUGUUGUGGCUCGAAAAGAAGGCAGAAAUGCGGGGUCUGUGCCGCAGAUGUUGUUUGUUCAUGUGCUGGACGAGAACGACAAUCCACCGCGUUUUUCUAAAAGGGAAUAUCACGGGUUUGUGAAAGAGAAUGAAGGGAUUGGUACAGUUGUGUCUGGUUUGAGUGGAGCGUUUGUAACAGACUCAGACUCUCCAUCGAAUGGUGUAGAUUUGUUGACUUUCAGAGUGCUGUCUGGAAACAACAGAACGAGUUUUGUAGUCAGAGGUAGAAAAGGGGCAGGUGGAGACUUGAUAUUUCUGGAAGUUAUUACAACAAAGCGAUUAGACAGAGAGGAACAGAAAGAAUAUGAUCUGGUCAUUGAGACGUCAGACAGUUGGCAUAAUGAUUCUUGUCAUGUCACUGUUGUAGUCUUCGAUGUCAAUGAUAACUCUCCUGUGUUUGCAUCAUCUGGCUAUCAAGUCACCAUACCUUCUGACCUUCGCCCGGGGACCUCUGUUGCUCACCUGUCUGCCACUGAUAAAGACGAUGGUCUGUAUGGUGAAAUCUAUUAUAGUCUUAGUGUAGCUGGCAACUCAAACUUUUCCAUUAAUCCAUACACGGGAAUUGUCUCAACAACUCGAUCUCUUAUUGGAGCUAGUGGUCAGUCAGUUCUAACAAUUGAAGCUCGGGAUAGACAGACAGGGAAGCAACAGAUCAGUUCAACUACUCUGUUGACAAUCACAGUCAAGGAAGCUAAUUACUAUUCUCCUCAGAUUAAUGUCAGGUUUUCUCUUCCUGCUGCAGUAGGUACUGGUAGUGUUCAUGAGAGUGCUCCAGUUGGCAUGUCAGUUUCAACCGUGACUGUGGUAGAUCUUGAUAAGGGAGUGAAUGGAAUAACUACUUUAAAUAUCAGUAGUGGCAAUGAAGAUCAGACAUUUAAAGUUGCAGACAAUGGAAAUGGGCAAUUUGUGUUGGAACUUAAUCGUCGUUUGGAUCGUGAGAAAGUCGCUCAGUACGCAUUGCAAUUGAUGGCAAGUGAUAUUGGAGAACCAAUGAAAAUUACUAGUGCCAUCAUAAUGAUACAGGUGUUGGAUGAUAAUGAUAUGACACCACAGUUUGAAAAGAGUCACUACGAUGUGAACGUUGAUGAAUCUGUAUUGAUUGGAAGUCAGGUAGCUUUUAUGACAGCCACAGAUAGAGAUAUUGGAAUCAAUGCUAAAGUUUUGUAUUCCAUCAAGAGUGGAAACAAUCCGAAAUGGUUCUCUAUCGAUUCUGUGACCGGUCAGAUUAGGACAGUAAGUUUACUUGAUGCAAAGGAGAAUGGGUUGUUUCAACUGGUUAUCAUGGCACAAGACCAAGGAGCAGUAAGACUGUCAUCUUCUACUGUAGUCACUGUCACUGUCAGUGAUAAUAAUAAUCACUCUCCUAUGUUUGACUGGUCAUCAUACACAGCUAAAGUAAGAGAGAGCACUGAAAUUGGGAGUGAGGUUAUGAAUUUGACUGCAACAGAUAGAGACGUUAGCAACAAUGGUAUUGUAUCAUACUCUAUCAUUUACAACAACCCUCAGAGACCAGAUCCGUUUGUCAUCAACAGUACAACUGGUGUUGUGUUUACAACAUCUGCUCUAGAUUACGAGUUGAGCUCUUGGUAUUCUCUUACUGUAAGAGCUAGUGAUUAUGGAACACCGUAUUUACAACAUUCGGAUGUCACACUCACUGUCCACGUGGUGAACGAGAACGACAAUGCUCCAAGGUUUUCUCCAUCAUCAUACUCACCUCUUGUAGCUAGUACAGCUCCUGCAGGGACAACAGUAACUCGUCUCAAAGCUAUUGAUGAUGACUUGGACAGUUUGACAUUUACUUUGGCUAACGGAGAUCAAACUAAGUUUAAUGUAACGCAUGAUGGUUAUGUGAUUGUACUAAUUUCACUGGGAACAAGACUGCCUGAGUACGUACUGAAAGUUUUAGUCAGUGAUGGAAGGUACAAUGCAACAGCAAGAAUUAUAGUCACUAUUUACGACUCAGCUCUUAGAAUACCUGUUUUUCAAACAUCUUCUGGGUAUUCAUUUUCAGUGUCAGAAGUUGCAUCAAUAGGUCAUAUAGUAGGUCGUGUGCAAGCAUUUUCAACAGACAAUUUAUCAGUCACUUACAACAUUGCAGAUGGAAAUCAAGAUGGGGUAUUUGGUGUCAACCAGUCAGGUGACAUCGCCUUGCUUAGAAGAAUGGACUAUGAGAAGCAGAAGGUUUAUUCACUGGCAGUCACAGCGGUUGAUAAGUCAGGAUCUGUUCAAAGAACAGGAGUAGUGUCUGUUUCAAUUCAAGUCAUUAAUGUUAAUGAUGAGCUUCCAGUUUUUUAUGAAGAUCUUAAGAAGGAAGUGAUUAUAAGUCAGAAUGCGACAAAGGGUAGCCAUGUGUUGACAGUGAGGGCAAGUGAUGCAGAUAAUGACCCUCUCACGUACUCUUUGCAUGGCUCCUCAGAAGUUGUGUCUCACUUUACAAUGAAAGAUAGCUACAGUGGCAUUAUUGUAACGAAGAAGACAUUUUUAGACAAUGACCCACCUCUGUUGUUUCCAGAAGUCAACAUUGAAGUAACUGAUGGGCUACAUUCAGCCAGUUAUUCAUUUGCUGUUGUCAUUGAGGACAGCAAUAAUCAAUACCCACAAUUUAGCUCUUCUAUUGUUGAAUUUAAUGUUUCAGAGGAUGCCACAGUUGGACAUGUGAUAGGUUCUAUUGUGGCUCAAGAUCAUGACUUAGAGUACAACUCUGUGCUCCGUUAUUUGAUUACAGCUGGAAAUGAUGGUUCAAAAUUUGCUAUUGAUUCCAUCACAGGAGUCUUAUCUGUACAGUCAGCAUUGGAUUAUGAGACUGUACGUUUGUAUAAUGUGACUGUAACUGUUGGUGAUGUCGGCUUUCCUCGUCUCACUUCUACAUCUCAUGUUGGAAUUCAUAUUGUCAAUGUAAAUGACUUACCUCCAGAGUUUGUUGAUGCAUUUUACAUUGUGUCAAUAUCAGAAAGCACACCUGUAAGUCAAACGAUUCUUACUGUCACCGCAAUCGAUCCAGAUGACUGCUCUGUGACCUACGAGAUAGCAAGUGAUGUAAGAGGUAGAUUUAGUGUUGAUCAAACAUCAGGUGUUGUGCGUGUUGCUAAAAGUUUAGACAGGGAAUCCACACCAGAAUUUCAAUUUUAUAUUCGGGCAUUUGAUGGUGCACCUAGUCUGUCAUCAUUGGUCAGAGUACGAGUUCAUUUGAUUGAUGAAAAUGACGAGCCACCAAAGUUUCUGUUGUCACAAUAUGAUAUCACUGUCCGUGAAGAUCUUCCAGUAGGAUCAGUAGCAGUGACACUCUAUGCUCAAGAUUCUGAUGAAGGAUCUAACAGCAUUGUGAAGUAUCAGAUGAGGACAGGAGAUGUAACAACAUGGAUGGUUGAUGAUGUUACUAGUUCCAUCAUAUUACUUCGAAGUCUGAAGAAGAAUGAACAGUUUCGUGUUGAGGUGAUUGCAACUGAUGUAGUUUCUCCAUAUCAAAUAGCUGCCACAACAGUAAUGAUCAAUGUCUUAGAAACAAACAGAAACUACAAUCCACCGUUAUUUCCAGGUUUUAUCUCUAUGGGUGUGAUACAUGAAAAUGCAGCUAUCUCAACACCAGUUAUGACAGUAACAGCAAUUGACGAGGACAUGGAUGAAAAUAGUGACAUUAUCUACACAGUUAGAGGUGGUAGUGGAGUGGGGUUGUUUACUAUCGAUAAACAAAGUGGAGAGGUAACUGUUCUGUCACAAGUAGACUAUGAGAAAUCAUCAUAUUAUACAUUACUGAUCCAUGCUCAUGACCAGGGACUUAUUCCUCUGACUGUUGAAACUGACAUUGUUAUUAAUGUCAUUGAUAUUAAUGAUAACAACCCUGUAGCUGAUGACGAUGUAAUUAAAGGCUUGGUAUUUCCUUGUGCUGGAAGUGGAGGGUUUGUUGCUGCAGUUUAUGCGUCAGAUGUGGACAAUGGGUAUGGUGGAGAUGUUUCAUAUGCCAUCACAUCUGGAAACAGCCUUAGAAGGUUUUCUAUUGAUUCUAUUACUGGAAUUGUGACAUCAUUAUCUGGUAUUGAUUCUGAUGGAUUAUCUCAAUAUAAUCUGCUCAUUACAUUGUCUGACAAUGGAACUCUGCACUUGAGUUCAACUGCGGUUGUAACUGUCAAUGUUGUUGAUUGUUCUGAUCAGAAUUUGCAAUUUGUAGGUCUCCCAUAUGUCAGUCAAGUGCAAGAGAAUUACAACAGCUUGUAUUUAUUCCAAGUUGUAGCUCAAUAUGGGAAUUCUGCUGACUCUAUUAUGUUCAUGCUACAUGACACAUUUCAUGGUUUGUUUUCAAUAAAUUCAUCUACUGGUGUUAUCUCUUGCCAGCCACUUGACUAUGAGACUGAGCAACAGUACAAUCUAACAGUUACCGCAAAGAGUAGGUCCAACACAGCCUCAACUAAUGUCGCUGUUUUUGUGAUCAAUGAGAGAGACAAGCCGGUGUUCACAAACUUGCCGACAAACAUUUAUGUUCAAGAAUCGUUUGCCAUUAAUCGCGUAAUUAUGUCAGUUACCGCUGUUGAUCCUGAUGGAUUACCACAUACAAACAUCUUGUAUUCCAUUGUGUCAGCUGAUGAAGACAUCCUGUCUGUGUUCAUUAUAAACUCAGUAUCAGGAGAUAUCAGUCAAAAUGGUUCAGUAGACUAUGAAAGAAGAAACCAGUACAGCGUGUACGUGGAAGCAAAAUACAACAACUCUCACCUCUUUAGUUGGAGUUAUCUUACUAUCAUUGUGCUUGAUAAUGAUGACAAUCUUCCUGUGUUUGACCAGAGCCCUUUCUAUUAUGUCAUGGUGCCCAGUCUCUCAAUAGCGAAUAUGACACUUAUUACAAUACAUGCUGUGGACUAUGACACAGGAACUAAUGCUGCUAUUGAGUAUGCUGUAGCACCAUCCAAUCAAUCACAUUUUUCUAUUAAUCAUCUAACUGGAACUCUGCAAAUGAGACAGCCAUUAGCUGGACAGACAGCUACAGUUACAGUUAUUGCUAGGAAUCCAACAAAUAUUGCCAGACAGACAAAAGUUGAUAUCAUUCUGUCAGUUCAGAUGCCAUCAAGUUUCAUUCCAGUGUUUGCUACUCCCAAGGUUAUUUCUCUGUCUCUUCGAGAAUCUUUAGGUAUCAACACUGUAGUUGCUAUGGCAACUGCUACAUCAUCAGGAUCAGCCACGGUUCAGUAUGAAAUAGCAGGUGGGAAUGUGGAUGGAGCAUGGAGUGUAGAUAAAGUGAAAGGGAGUUUAGCAAUAGCUAAAAAGCUGGUAUAUGAGCGAGUGAGUAAGUAUAAUCUUGUUAUUAGAGCAAUUGUUCAGCAGAAACUUCCACAGACUGAUGAAAAGACAUUUGUAAUCAAUAUUCUACCUGUCAAUGAUCAUAAACCAUGGUUUACUCAACCAAAUCCUUGUACUGUGUUCAUUGAAGAAGAUCAGCCUACAGGAUUGUUUGUUACUCGUGCCACGGCUUCUGACUUGGAUGCAGGCAGGGAUGGUCACAUAAGAUAUUCAUUGGCUGGUAGCUCUGUGUUCUCCAUUGACACAGUGACAGGUGUUGUUACAACCACUUCUUCGUUAGAUUAUGAAACUCGUUCAUCAUAUGUUCUUUAUGUACAAGCACAUGAUUUUGGUUUACCUGCUCUAAUGGCAGAUGUUGAGCUUAAAUUGAUUGUCAAUGUUGUGGACCUGUUGGAUGAUCAACCUGUAUUUCAUCAAGUCUAUUCAGCAAUGAUACCAGAGAAUUCUCCAGUAGGUACUACUCUGGUGGCCGUCUCUGCUAUGGAUAUUAACAAAAAGCCUACCUACUACUCACUCACAUCACUAAACAUGGCUGAAUUGUUUUGUAUUAAUCCACUAUCUGGUGAUAUCAUUAUAGCAUCACGCCUCGACAGAGAAAAUAUGAAUUAUUUUGAACUGUCUAUAACAGGUAGUAAUGGAUUAACAGAAUCUCAGACUGUUGUGUCAGUUCACUUACAAGAUGUGAAUGAUAAUGCACCUCGCUUUAAUCAGUCUUUGUAUUCUUUUUUGAUGAAAGAGAAUAGGACAUAUGGGCAACAGCCAUUUUUUCUGUCUGCUCAGGACAGUGACUAUGGUGCCAAUGGAACAAUUACUUACUCAAUGGUCACAUCAUCAUCAGCAAACUUACAAGUUACAUCAAAUGGCUCAGUGACUGUCAGAAUUCCAUUGGACAGAGAGAAAUCUUCAUUUGAACACUUUAUUGCCGUAGCAUCAGAUGGUGGUGUGCCAUCUUUGUAUGGCUAUGCUAAGGUUGAAGUGUCAGUAACAGAUGUCAAUGACCACACUCCCAUUUUUACAUCAGCUAGUUAUGAGGCUAGUGUACGUGAGGAUGCAGCAUUAGGGACAACAGUAGCUUGUGUAGUGGCUACAGACUUAGAUGUGGGAGAAAACGGGAAAGUAAGAUAUCGAAUUAUUUCAGGAAAUUCAGGAAAUAUAUUUGAAAUCAACUCAUUAUUGGGAGCAGUCAUGCUUAAAGCCAAUCUUAAUUCUGAAAACAAAGCUACAUAUCAUCUGAUUGUUGAAGCAGCUGAUGGAGGCCAACCACAGAAAAUGUCAACAACAAUACUUUUUGUUAUUAUACUGGAUGCUGCAAGUGCACUACCUCAGUUUAGUCGAUCUGUAUAUCAAGCAAGUGUUAAUGAAGAGAGUAUGGUUGGUGCAUUUGUUACACAUGUAGUUGUGACAUCCAUUCCUAGUGUUGUAUACAGUCUUGUGGAGACAACUGAUGCAAGGAAAUUUUCAAUAAAUAGCAACACAGGAGUUGUCACUACAGCUGCAUUGCUUGAUCGUGAAACACAAGACUCAUUCAAACUAACAGUCAAUGCCACAGAUGAGUACAGCCAGUGCAACAGUGUAGAAAUUCUUAUCACUGUCAAUGAUUUAAAUGACAAUGCUCCUAAAUUUCAGCAAGAACUUUAUGCAACCUUUGUCCCAGACGAUGCUCCAUUAGGACUGGAAGUGCUUGUUGUGUUUGCUGUAGAUCAGGAUGUGGGCAGCAAUGGCAAUGUGAGCUACAGAUAUGUCAAGUCAUCUUCCUGUUUCAGUCUUGAUCAAAGGACAGGAAACUUCACAACCAACUGUUUGCUGACUGGAAUGGGAGGAGAAACAUUUCAUUUGGUAAUUACAGCCGAUGACCAUGGGUAUCCUUCAUUUUCUGCUCUACAGCAAGCCAUCAUAUAUGUAACUGUCACUGAACCUCAUUACCCUAAGUUUAACAAGGCUCUUUACAAUGUAUCUAUUGUGGUUCCAGUUGAUGUUGAUGUUGUCACAGUUUCUGCUACUGAUGUUGAUACCAAUGAAACACUCACAUAUUCUAUUGUUUCUGGUGACACCCAAAAUCAUUUUUCAAUUGAUUCGAUGACCGGUCGAAUAAUUGUGAGGCAACAUGUGGGAAUUAGUUCAUUUUACAAAUUGAAGGUAGCUGCUUCUGAUCGUGUACAUGUCAACUACACUGUUGUAUUGGUUUAUGUUUCAACUCUGUUUGAGUUUAGCCAAUCACAUUACAGUAUUUCUGUCAGUGAAGGAGCACCUAUUGGUACAGUAAUCCUUAGUUUCAACCUUUUGACAGCGAUGCGAGAUGUUACAUUCUCUUUGUCCACUCCUUUUACUGAGUUUAUGAUGAGACAAAAUGCAUCACUGUUUAUAGAUGAUCAUCUGGACAGAGAGACUCGUUGCUUUUAUCACUUUUUUGUGAUUGCUAAAUCUUCAGAUUUGUCACGUAUUGCUUCAGCUGAAGUCAAUGUCACUGUUGCAGAUGUUAAUGACAAUGCACCACAAUUUGUUGGACAGCAGCCUUUUAUGGCCUAUUUCAGAGAAGGACAACCUGCAGGCACCACCAUAUAUCAGAUGUUUGGACAUGAUGAUGAUGAAGGAGUAAAUGCAGAGAUUUCCUUUCAAUUAGUGGGUGUGUAUCCGGGACUGCCAUUCACCUUGUUGUCUGGUGGUCAAAUUGUGGCUUCACAGAAUUUAGAUUCUGGCACAUAUGUGAGCUAUCAGAUUGAGAUCAAAUGUUUUGAUUCUGGCAGACCUAGUUUGUCAUCCACUGUACGGGUUAGUCUUUCCAAACUAGCUCAUUCUGUUGUUGUCCCAUUGUUUGAACAUUCAUCGUACAUAUUAAGUGUAUCAGAAGAUUCACCAGUUGGCUCAACAGUGAGUUUUAUUAGAGCUGUAGCAAGAGUCGGCUCUAAGGUCACAUACUCAAUCAAAGCUGGAGGAGACAAGUUUGCAGUCGAUUUAAAUGGGGCUUUGAUAGUUAGUAAGACUUUGGACUUUGAGAGCAGACAACAGCAUUUGUUGAUAGUUCAAGGGGCUGAUGAAAUGCAUACUACUGAUGUGACUAUUAAAAUUGAUGUGUUGGAUGUAAAUGACAACAGCCCUCGCUUUCUAUUAGGAGAUAAUCUCUUUUUCUCGUGGUGUCAACAGUCUUUUAUUCUAUCAGCUGGAAAACAAAUACAAUGA